CUUUUUCCCAAAACUAAACAACAUGGAGCAGAAAAAGCGGAAGUGCAUUUCAACUCUUGUGGAUGUUCACGUUCAGAGUGUUUUUCUUUCCUAAAUGACCACACGUGUUUUUUAUUAUUUUUUUUUAACGUCCGUGUAAUGAUAUGAGAGAAUUCCGUGUGAGUGAAGGUUUAUGGCGCUUUAUGACUUUUGGUCGUAGAUGUUAAAUGCGUUGGUCUCACGCAACCUUCUCUUUCUACUGCGCGUGCAUCCUGCUGUGUGUGGCGCGAGCCGAUCAGCGCUUCCACGAUGCGCGCGUGCUUGCUCUGAAACCGGAGGAUAACGGCACAAUCCCCGUGCCGGAUGAGCGCGGGACCAGUGGUCAGUGCCUUGGUCAGAGGAGUCGAUCUGAGUAUUUGGACCUCAACGCAGCAGGAAGCACUUCCAUCGUAACUCAGCAGAAUGAGGAAGUCGCUCUCCGCUCGGCGGCCCCUGAAGGCCCCUGGGGACACAGCCUGUAUGCUCUGAUUGACCAGAUGAAAGAGACAGUGCUUAGGCGAAACUACCAGAGAGAGCCACGACACACACUGCCUCAGAUGGGGUCUGCUGGAAAGUCGUCUGAAUUUCGUGUCCAGUUCCAGAAAUGUGCUCAGGUGGUAGAAGGAAGUGAGUUUCCCCAGGUCCGUGUCGAACUGGAGGUUAAAAACCUUGAGGGUGGAAGAGACCUAUCACAACUCAGUAUACGUGACACUAUCUCUGACAUCAUCAGCCUGCAGAGCAGUGGGAACGUGCAGGACAGAGAGUACCAAACCUUCAGCACUGACACACUGUCUGCUGGCUCCAGGUAUGUUGUGUCAUACACAGCGAGUGUAAAAGUGAGCACGCAUGAAGAUCUGUUUCUGCCAGCGUUCCUCACCUUCUCCAGCACGUCUCCGAAUAAUAUCAGUUUAUUCAGGUCUGUGGUGGCGAAUUUCACUCUGAGGAUCAACACUACAGAAAAGGUGUGUAUGAAUCAUGCCUUACACUUUGCAGGAUUCUGUGUGGCUUUUUUGAUCUCCACAUUGCUGCUGGCUUCCACACUCCUCACUGCUGGCUGCUUCUAUAAGAAGUGCUUAAUGCGUGCACAUACAUAUAGGAAGAGGCGGAGCUUUAAUAUAGAGGCGGAGCCAGAGGAGGCUGUUUGUAACCCCAGUGACACAGCCAAUGAGGACGCUGCAUUUGAGGAUAGAAUCAUCGAUAUCAUGGCACUGGAGGAUCCACAAAACAUGUCACCUGCUCUGGACAAUUUAGAGCUGUCCUCUCUGUUGCGGGCUGCCGUGAUGCUGGAGUGUGUGCGUGUGCAGAUGCUGAAAGGUGUCUUCAGGGCACUAACCGCCGGAGGAAGCGGGUCCGGUAAUGAAGUAAGCGUAGUGGACCUGCUCAGUCAUGUGACCGACAUGCAGGAGGAUCAGAAGUCACAACUCAACACUCGCUCCACAACUGAAGCACACUCUGAGAUACAGAAUGUGGAGCAGCGACGUUUGGAUGCGUUACGCAGAAGAGAAGAGCUCCACGCGAUCAUAAGUGAGGAAAUAGAGGAGGCGGCCAUGACUGGAGGAACACACAUGGCCAAUCAGCUACUACACAGAUACUACAUCUGUCAGGAUCAGCUGGAGUCGGUGCUUGAUCUGUUCAUAGCCAAUCAGAGAGCAGUGCUGAGCGAGCAACAGGCGCAGCGCCGCUUCCUGCUGCAGGGUUUGCAAGAUCUACAGCAUUCAAUGUGUGACAUGUUCAGUGCUUUCUCUCGACACAUGGACAGCUGGUUCACCCGCAUCCGCAGGGAGGGUGUUCUCUCUGACCAGCACUGCGUACACCAGUUGGAGCGUGCUCAGUCAGAGCUCCAGCGUGUCCUGAAGAGUUUCGAGGAAAAGCUGGGUCGAGAGCGUAGCUCAGCUCAUUGUGACAUCAUCAGAACGAGAAGAGCGCGCAUCUCCGAGACGCUAUGUGAGCAGAAAUGUGAGCAGCAGGAUUUGGUGUGUGGGAGUGUGUGUGACGGACCGCUGGAGGACUACCUGAUGCGCUGGCAAACACUACUUUGUGCACACAACACACACCUGUCAGAACUGAUCACACACCUGGACCAGGAGGCAGCAGCACACAUACGACGGGUCCUGGUGUGUGUGUUACGAGAUGCUGUUGCUGACCUGAAGCAGGUGGAGUGUGAGACAAGUGAGUCGCUACAGGAGGCAGGCGUCCCACGUUGGCUCCUCCUCCAGCUGAGGGCGGGGUCGGUUGUUGGAGGAAUCUUGGCUGACACGGAGGCGGAGCUUGGCGUUCGGAAGAGGGAGGCGGCUAAAAUGCUGCGAAUGACGCGCAGCAGGAUUCAGACAAUCAGAGAGCAGGAGCUGCUGGUGCAGAGAGAGAAGAGAGAAAGAAUGCACACGUACUGCAGGAGUGUGUGGGAAAGUCAGUGCUCUCUGUCAGAGAGUGAUCUGCUGCGUAUACAGUUGGAGUAUGUGAAGAGUGUGUGUCAUCUAGACUGCUGUCUGGUGCUGCCCCACAUGCUGUCACGAGAGAAGGGACGCGACAAUCCGACCAAUCAGAGCAUAAAACACACCCCCGAAUACGCCUCUAGCAACCCGUACCCGAUGUUCACACGUGCACAAGUUUGUGUGUGCCAGAAUGAGGUGUGUGUGUGUGAGGAUGAGAUGAGUACGUGUGAGGAGAGAGUGUCGAUGCAGGUCGCGGCUGUGCAGUGGGACAAACUGGAGAGGAGGAACCGGAUUCUGGAAACACACUCUGCUUUGCUGAGACUACAAACAUUGCUGAUGCAGAUAGUCUCACAUGCACCUGUAGGGGAAGAGCUUUCACACGCCAUACACACACACAGCCUGGCGUUAGAGGAGGCGGAGCUGCUCCUGCAGAAGGAGGAGUCUGAAUGGGAAAGGUCCAUGGAUGGGUUUGGUCAUCAUAAACUCUUGACCCCUGAUGAGGAAGAAUUGUUCCAAGUAAACACAGAGUGUAUGACCACUGAGUGCCUGCAGGAGGCACUGUACAAGAGGCAGCAGCUCACACACACCCUCACUGAGAGAUUGACGAUGGAGAUCAGGAGGCAGCAGGUGAUGGAGGAUCUGAGGGGACAGCAGGAGCUGAAGAGGCUUUACACACAUUUUGACCAGGAUCUCCUCCUUGUGUCAUUGCUUGUCAAACUCAGUGGUGUUCCAGAACCAGUUCUCCAGCAACUCCUGUGCCUCCUGCUGCCUACACAGCCUGAAGGAGAACUCCAAUCACUAAUACACACACUGGCACCUAAAGAAGGGCUGAUAUUAGGACCCUGCUGCCAUCUGGUGGACAGACUGAGGAAUGAUGUAAUCAGCAAACACAUGGCACCUGGCUCUCACACUCACACUGACAGAAUGCUGAAGAAGAAGCAGAAGCUUGUGGAGAAGCUCUUCUCCAGAUCCCAUGCUGACCAAUUAGGACAUGAUUCACAACAACCAGCAUGCAGCCUGCCGGUCACUGAGGCGGCUACACAGAAGGAAGCAUCCUCCUCUGUGAUGGGAGAGAGCACACCGGCGGAGAUGGAGUGUAUGAGCCAUGCUGAUGAAGUGGGCGUGGCUGAGGAAGGUGACAUGGUGGAAGAAAAACUGUUUACUGUCCACAGUUCACCUCCACUACGCAUUACGGAUGCUUCACACAUGCCACAGAGCCAUGGGAAGAGGAAGAAGUUCAAGUUUAAAAAGGGAACAGUGGCUCCUCAAGAGCAGACGUGAUGAGACAGUUCCUCAGACGGGUGUGUCAUUUCUAAUGGACUGCCUUUUGUAGCUGUAAAACAUUCCUGUCAGAUCAGUGUUGUGUGUAAGUAAUAAUAAGGUUGCUUAAGAAUAAUAAGCUUGUAAUAAGUAUGUAAUAAGUAUGUAAUAAGUGAGUUCCAAUAGCUCCAACUGGUUGUUCUCACUAAACACAUGAAACAUGACCUGA
Molecule: messenger RNA, 3939 nt
Organism: Hemibagrus wyckioides
Lineage: Eukaryota; Metazoa; Chordata; Actinopteri; Siluriformes; Bagridae
Product: limbin-like
Exons: 22
Coding region: 207-3731 (1174 amino acids)
Biological process (GO): smoothened signaling pathway
Cellular component (GO): plasma membrane protein complex; ciliary membrane
Source: RefSeq, a predicted model, not a curated record